CACUACCUUCUCCUUCUCUUCUCUUUCUUUCUUUCAUCCAUCCUUCCUUCUUCCUUCUACAUCCUCCCGGUGAUAGGAAGAGUGCGAGGCAUCUCCUCCAUCUCCUCCUCCAUCCCUUCCUCUCCCAUACACGCACGCCCUCUUCAUCCACCUUGCUCCGUUCCUUCCUCUCCCCCUCCCCCACACUCACACUCACUUUCCACGCUCCUUUACUGAUUGCAAAACACUCCUUUUGUUGUUUCCUUUACACUCUACCAUACUUCCUCGAGUCCGUACCGAGUCUCAUAUACACAAGCAUCACGAAUCACUCGCCAUGACGGUCAAAGACUGGAUCAAGGGCAAGAAAACAGCCCUUUUCCUCGGCUUGGUCAUGACAGGUUUGACUCUCUUCGUCGUUGUGUUCGGAUCCUACAAGCUGUACAGCAGGAAGCGCCGUCAGCAUCAGUUGCAGGACGAGCAGGCUGCGGUGGCUCAGGGACAGCGUGUUUCCGAUAUCGAGCUCGGAAAUCUCACGGGACCUCCAGUGAUCCCCGACGAUAACGCCUUCGGAAUCGUUGCACUCCAGCGUGGUAUUUACGGUGGCGUUCAGCAGACUUCUACAAUUUCUCCCGCACCGCCGAAUACGUCGAUUGAUAAUGUCAUUGCCGCUCGCAGGGCCGCUCGAAACACCAACGCUUCGAGCGCGCCGGCCCCCGACUCGACCAUCACUCAGAGUGCCGCAGCCCCCGACUCGACCAUCAUGCCCGACACGACCAUUGUCAUCAACUUGGGUAACAGGUUGCCUAGAAACGAGGAGGCUCCAGAGGGAUCACCUGCUCACAUCGAUUCAUCUCCGCUGAGGAUGGUCUCCAGCAUCACCCAUGUCCAGCCAUCUUCAUUGAUCCCCUCGGAUUCCCUUAGGGCCCGCUACCUAGGACUUCCGGCCUUUACUACGUUCGUCUCCCGUAGGAGAAGGGCUUCGGAGAUUUUUGCCCCGAUUUUUCCCAGCCAGGAGAAUCGCUCGGCUACGCCAGUUAGUGCUGCUUCCCUCACCCCGCCGCCGUCUCCAGGAGUUCCGGUUCAGGGUGUCCUCCCCGAGAUCGCUCUCCAGAGCCCGAGUGCCGAGGAUGGAGCCACCCCCAAGGUGUACGGAGAAGACGAACAUCACGAGACCGGCGAGUCCCACUUGAACAAGAAUAACGCCUCUGUCGGAUCUCUCAACGAUGUCUACGACUACUAUGGCUCGGAUGCCCCAGCUUCCGAGUCUGGUGAGCCGCAGGAUCAGGGUCUCGAAGUCAACACUCAGGGACCCCGCCGCUUCUCCAGGAUGCCCUCUAGGGCUUUGCUUUAGAUCUUGGGACGUUCCUACACAAGAUCUUCAUGGAACAUACCGAGGUUUUCAUGAGCUUUCUUUUUCUUUUCUUCGCCAUAGAGCAUACCUGGGUUUUCUGUCACGGCUUUUUUUUCUUCCUUUUCUCGAUCAUGGACCAUACCUAGGUUUUUUUCUUCUUUUCUCCAUCAUGGACCAUACCUAGGUUUUUUCUUCUUUUCUUCAUUGAGCAUACCUGUCUUUUCUUUGAGAAUUUUCUUCUUUUCUUCAGCAUUUACAAAAGGGGGGGAUUUUCAACAAAGGUGUCAGUACUGAAUGGUGUUGCUUGUCCAAGUUUUUUUUUUUCUUGUACAAUAGUAGUUGUUUGAUACUUGUUGAGAUGAUAAUGGAAUGGGUUGUAGUUGCGUUUUUUGAUACUUGUUGAGAUGGUAAUGGAAUUGGUUGUAG
Messenger RNA from Tricharina praecox, 1756 nucleotides. RefSeq lists its product as uncharacterized. The transcript has 4 exons. The coding region runs from base 314 to 1330 and encodes 338 amino acids. Lineage: Eukaryota; Fungi; Ascomycota; Pezizomycetes; Pezizales; Pyronemataceae. The record is from RefSeq and is a predicted model, not a curated record.